This is a messenger RNA of Synchytrium microbalum, 675 nucleotides long. RefSeq lists its product as uncharacterized. The transcript is spliced from 2 exons. Lineage: Eukaryota; Fungi; Chytridiomycota; Chytridiomycetes; Synchytriales; Synchytriaceae. The record is from RefSeq and is a predicted model, not a curated record. Gene Ontology annotation, cellular component: COP9 signalosome. Gene Ontology annotation, biological process: protein deneddylation; COP9 signalosome assembly. Bases 1 to 675 code for a protein of 224 amino acids.
AUGACUGUGGACCAAGCAGUAUUGGCCGUGAAUGCAGCUAUUGGGCAACUGGAUAUAGCUCUAGUAAUCGCGUACUGCGAAGAAUUUGAAUUACGAGAAGCUACUAUCCCACAAGCAGUUGUAGAAAAUGUCACAAAUGGGAAUGCAGCUCAGCCCACUGUACAUCCACGACAGCACAUAUAUACAGCAUCAUUGGCCGCUUACUUGAUUUCAGAUGACCUGGCCUCUGCUAGGAUGUUGUGCAAACGAGCUACUGCCGACAUUAAGGCCUAUCCUGCUUUUGCUUCACUACACCAAGUCUUUACGAGCUUGUACAAAAAUCUACCAGCCGCUACUUAUACUCAUCUGGACGCUGCAAACUACUCGACAGAUUUGAGGCCUCUCAUAGAAGAACUGAAAAAACGUAUACGUGAACGUGUCUUCGUCUUGAUCACAAAGGCUUACACGGAUGUCCCACUAUCAACCAUUGCAAACUCUCUGGGCUUGUCCUUGGAUGAUACACGUGCUGUAUGCACUCAGGCUGGAUGGAUGAUAGAUGCCACUACCGGAAUCGCUACGAGGCCUCCUGCUCCUCCUACUUUGGCUGCAGCUGCUACAGGUGGAAUUGUAGGGGCGGAUGGAUUGAAGCGUAUGGCUACCAUCUCUGAUUACGUAGUAAACCUAGAACGUGCAUAA